UACCGGUUGCAUAUGCGUUACUGAUAUCACUGCAGGCUGCCUUCACUACAGUGCACAGCAACCUUAUGCUUAGCUGCUUGUUCUGUGGGUGACAUUUUAUCUCGCUACCACCUGUCUGCUAGCGCGUACACACAACUUUCGGAGAAAUACCGCCAGUUGUCCGCAGUAGUUCCCAAGACCGGUCGGUUACCAUAGCGACUAACGCUUGUUCAAUAGUCCCGGGCCGUCUGCGCCUGGGUUUCGUGUGAGCAUUGAGGCUGGAAAUAAGUACUCAUGUGUCUUGAUAUUAGUGUCACACGUGAUCACACGUUUUGGCAAUGUCUCGGCUCUGUUUAAACGAUACGGUUACCAAACAGCUUCCCGAAGAAGAAUCAACCCAGCGGCUCAGCGAAUGGAGAAAACGGCUUCUUCUGUUAGAGGGUGAGAAGAAGGCGAAUUAUGAGGAAGGAGAGGAUCAAAAGAAGAAAAACGCUGCCCUCAUCAGACAGCUCAAAAAAGAUCUACAAGCUCUAAAGGAAGAAAAAGCGCGGACUGGAAAGAAUGAACGCCUAAUGCGCGAUGCGUUGGAGGGCCUGGCAACGGGCAGCGAUGCUCACCAGCGCACAGAACCGUCGCAUGUCCUCGACAAGAAAAACAACCGGCUCGGAGACCUUACCAACCAGCUCAACAAACUGCGCGCCGCCACGGCUCAGAAAAGACAAAAGCUGGCAUCAAUCAUGGUUACAUUUAAGGAGUCCGUUGUGGACAACAUCAUGUAUGAAGAAAAUCGCCAACCGGAGGCAGUGCAUUUGCGCCAGCUCAACAACCACAUCGACUGCGUGUCUAAGAAGCUGCUGGAGGCGGAGCACGUGCGCGACAAAUACCGGCGCGUCAUCGCAUCGCUGCGCAACGAGCAGACGACAUACCGGAGCCGGCUGCAGCUGUUGCGCGAGCGGGUGGCGGCGGCGGCCGGGUCGCGCGCCACCGUUCAGCAGGCCGAGCAGUACGCCCGCUCCGUGUGCGAGUCAGCUCAGCAGCAGCUGCAGGACAGCCAGCAGCUGUCGUCACAGUGGCGGCACGAGCGGGACGCCGUGCUGGCCCAGCACAAGCGGCAGGCCGAGCAGCAGCGGUCCGAAUACCAGCAGUUGCGGCGCCAGUUGUACCUCGGCGGCGCCGACAACCCGCUGCCGAUAAUGCCGAGCCACUCGGCCGUGAUGACGGCGCGCCGUGUCAGCGAGCUGGUCGACGCCCAGCUGGCCGGACUCUACCAGGAUUCCAAGCACCUGAUCGAUUUCUUGGGGGCAAGAACAAUAGAAGAUGUCGUCAAGCUGUUCGAGAUGCAGUCGGAAACAUCGCGGCAGCUUAGCAUGGUCUGGAAGGACGCCGAAAGCAACAUCAAGCAGUUAAAGAUAAGAAAGCAAGAACUGGAGCUGGAACAGGAGAAACUCAAGUAUGCCGAUAAUAUCGAGGAAACCCGCACGCGUGCCCGAUGUGCGGAGCUGCGAAGGAGAAUCUCCGGUCACGAGGACAGAAGAGAGCUUGCCGAGACGAGAACGGCCGAGAUCACGAGAAGCUUGACGGGGAUGAGGACCAGCCUGGUUCACAUGGUCGACCUGUUCCAGGACGCUGGCGUAUCUCUGCUGAAGCUGCCGAUGAAUGAUGCAUACACAGCACCGGGCCUGAGCGACCUGUUCAACGCGGUUUCGGCAGCCGUGCAGUUUGUCAUGCAACCCUUGGAAGCCGUGAACGUAUCACAAAUGAUGAUCGAGAUGGAUGCCGAGGACUUCUUUGCCUCCAAAUCCGAACAGCUGGCCUUGGACACCAAAGUCCGAGGCAUACCGCCUAUUAAGCCGCCGGGCAAGAAACGUUUCUCAUUCCUCCUGGUGGACCGGCCGGACGUGAUCGACGAGGGGCCCAACGUGCCCACGCGCGCCCAGAUGAAGCGACACGCCCAGAUCGUGCUGGAGGCGCGCACGCGCAAGAUCCGCGCGCCGACCGCGCGAGAACAGCGCCGCGCGCGCCGGCGCAGCACAAUUGUGGACCGCCCCCUGCAGGCCAUGUCUUGAGCGCGGCGGCGGCGAUGCGCCCGCGUCCCCCGUCACAGCGCCUCGGGCUGCGCGACCUACGCGCGGCGGCUACGGGCCCGGCUUUGGCUCUGCCCCCGCGCGGCGCCCUCGUGUUGGACCGAAGCCGGAGUUUGCUGUGCCCGUCCAGUGGGGCGGGAAGGCGGACCACCAGGCUCUUGGAGUGCUGCAGAGUUUGCCUUCCGCGCACACACUUUGCUGCAGCUCCGGGUCUGGACGUGCGGCUGGGUCAGGCACAGCUAACCUUGUCUCUGACAGACGACAGAGGCAUGUGUUUGGCUCGGUGCUGAAGAUUUCUUCGAUUGUUGUAUUGUGUUAUGUAUGAACACAUCGCAUUUGCCAAGCAUUUGCCCAUCAUGCAAGGCACGUGCUCGCACCACUGAGGUGUUCAGAUGUUUUGAAAUGCCAGCAGCAGCAGCCCUGGGGCAGCCCUGUACGUACAUCACUGUAUGUUCCUAGCAGAAAUUACAAAUAUACCUAUUGCAUUGCUGUUGCACGUCAUUAUAGUGCAGAGCCAACCCAGAGACCUGCACGAAAACGAUGGCUUCUUACGAGACGACUGUUCCGAUCCGAGAAAGACGAUCAGGUGCUCCAACUCUCCAUGCUGUGGCAGCGAUACACAUAAUGUUAUGCCUCCAGUAUUGGUACUGCAUGAAGUACCAUUUGUUGCAAGUGUUCCCAAAACAAAACGUAACGCUGAAUUAGUGUAGUUCGCUUUUCAUUCAAAAGUAGCAGUGCAUGAUUCGCUUUCACAAAAAAACGAUGUGGUAAAGGCUCCUGGGAGUGUGAGGUCAUAAUAUCGGGCACUGCGGUAGAUGGUGUGCCCCUGGAAGAGCGUGAAUGCUGCCGUACAUGCUCAUGCACUCCAGCCGCAUUAUCCGCACCGCUGUUUGAGUGUACUCGUGACUUGACUGUGU
This is a messenger RNA of Pollicipes pollicipes, 2980 nucleotides long. RefSeq names its product Coiled-coil domain containing protein 151 (gene CCDC151). Gene Ontology annotation, cellular component: cilium; ciliary basal body; ciliary tip. Bases 318 to 2045 code for a protein of 575 amino acids. The record is from RefSeq and is a predicted model, not a curated record. The transcript is spliced from 11 exons. Gene Ontology annotation, biological process: outer dynein arm assembly; cilium movement. NCBI's taxonomy places the organism in Eukaryota, Metazoa, Arthropoda, Thecostraca, Pollicipedomorpha, Pollicipedidae.